Messenger RNA from Leptidea sinapis, 4292 nucleotides. RefSeq lists its product as uncharacterized. The record is from RefSeq and is a predicted model, not a curated record. The transcript has 8 exons. The coding region runs from base 45 to 4223 and encodes 1392 amino acids. Lineage: Eukaryota; Metazoa; Arthropoda; Insecta; Lepidoptera; Pieridae.
UUCGCAGUCAAACGCGCUGUGAUUGUAAAGUGUUGUGGGACCGUAUGCGCGCCCUCACAUUGAUGAAGCUGAGGCAUCUUCUGCCAGCCAAUGAUCACAUUCCAGACAUCACCGCUAAAGCCAGACUCACCCAGACAGACUGGCUGCUGUAUGACCUGGUGUUGGUGCAUGAGGAUAUCAAUGUAAUUGGUGAGGAUACAAAGGUGGAUGAGGAGCAGGAAGCAUUAGUGGAGCUGUUCUUCAAAGUUCAGGAGUGCAGCAUAGAGGAGCUUUCUGGUGAAAAAUUAGUUGAUGCGUGGUUGAAACUUACUAAGGAAUACAAUGAGGGAAAUCGCAAAUGCUCGUCAAUGUUACUACAGCGCAGGUGGUACCAGCUCAAGGAGCGGACACGCAACAGGUUCUACAACUUUUGGUGGAACUACCAUGGCAACCCCUCACUGCUACGUAAAGCCUGUGAAAUGUACAAGGCUAGCGAACUGCUUGUGGAUAUUGGGAGGGCCUACAGGCAUAUUAUAACACAGCCCUUUCCCUCUUGGACUGACAUGAUAAAGGAGAAGAAGGUCAUAUUACUGGAUGAAUUUAAAGCAAGGAUAUAUUCGCAAAGAGUUACAAAUCUCAGUAAAUUCAAUCCCAGCUCACAAGUUAUCGAAAUCCCAAUUGGAACAAUCACGCAUGAAAAUGACUCAACCAAUGAAAGCAGUGAUUAUUUACAUACAAAAGACAAAACACUGCCGAGAAAAGACGCUUCUAAUACCGACAAAUUUUGUGACAUAAAUAUAAAAAAGAAGCAAAUAUUGAUUGACGAUGAUAAUAUUGAUACGGCGCUAAAGAGCAUUAACGAUAGCCCAACAGGGUCAAAUAAUAUAGAAAAACGUAAUACUAAAGAACAGGCAAGAACAUUAGUUAGCAUUGGUAUUACAGAAGAAAACGAAGCUGCUAUUGAAAUUUCAGCUAAAAUAAUUAACGAUGAAGAUGUCGUAAUUCAAGAUUUCAAAAAAGACAUGUCAAAUCUUGACUUUACUCUACCAAUUAUAACUAAUGUUAGAAGGAAUACUAUAACUGUAGACGCUAAACAACCUGAAGCAGGUAGUUAUGUUGGUCCUAAAUGUCCUGUCCAACUUAAUGAAAAUGAUCAGUUAAUUGCGGAAACAGUAAUGCAUAAUGUUUGUAUUAAAGAUAUAGUUGAUGAUAUUUUUGAUAACUCAUUAGAAGCAAAAGAAUCCAUAGUCAAUCGAAAUCUAUCAACAGUUACUGAUAUAAACCGGAACUUAUCAGUGCAAAAACAGAAAGGAAGUGAUGUUAAGAACUGUUCACAAAAAGAAAUCGAUCAAACUAAUUAUUUUUUAGAUAACUUUUUAAGGGAUAUAGAUAAGACGCUAAGUUACGAGACAGAAAUAAUUAAGGAUGAAGCAGUUGUAAUUCCGGAUUUAAUAGAAGAUAUAUCCAAUCUUGACUUCACUCUACCAAUUAUAACAAAUGUUACAAGCAAUACUAUUACUGAAGUCGCUAAACAACCUGAAGAAAAUAGUUAUGUUGGCUCUAAAUGUCCUGUGCAACUUAAUGAACUUGAUCAGUUAAUUGCGGAAAACGAAACAGUAAUGCAUAAUGUGUGUCUUCAAGAUGUAGGUAAUGAUAUUUUUGAUAUCUCCUUAGAAGCAAAAGAAUCCAUAGUUAAUCGAAACCUAUCAACAGUUGCUGAUAUAAACUGCAACUUAUCAGUGCAAAAACAGAAGGAACGUUAUGUUAAGAACUGUUCACAAAAAGAAAUCAUUCAAACUAGUUAUUUUUUAGAUGACUUUUUUGUGGAUAUAGAAAAGACGCUUAGUAACGAAAGCGCAUUGAACAAUUUGGGGAAAAUACCGAGUGGCAUACAAUCAGAUCAUGACAGAAUGGUACUGGAAGAUAACGGAUAUCCCGUUAAGAAAGAAGUUACUGAUGCAUGGUUGGUAGACAUAAGGAAAAAUCCUAAAUCAAAAUGUUUUAAGAAAUUGAAAUUCGAUAACUUGCAACAGGAGCUUCAGGACCUAGUAUGUUUGGAAGAGACUUCUGUAUGCUGUGACAAUAUUUCAACAACAGUUACUUCUAAAGAAAUAACAACGCCAAUUACGGCACUAGAAACAAUAUCUACUGAUGUUGUAGCAGAAAUCAUGAGCCCUAAUAAGGUUAAACAUUUACCAGACUUAAAUGAGAUGCCUUGUGUUAACCAGAAUUUAUUCACUGCUGAAGCUUCACCGAUUCACACAAAAAUAGCUACAGACUUUAUAUUAGCUCCCGCAAAUAUCAAUAAAUUUCAAACUUCUACUUCUACUAUAAAUAACCACCAAUCUGUUUAUAAUAUACACAAACAGUAUACUAAUAGAGUAGCCAAUACUUUAUAUAUAGCCGUAAAAGUUCUGAAUGGCCCUAUCUUUAAAAUGGCACAAAAGGAGGAACAGAAUAGUAAAAUACAAAAUAUCAAGGAAAAAAACAAACCAAGACCUCCUAUACCCUGGUUUAAAAAUGCGUUGAAUUUCACUUCAUAUAAUAAACACAAACUGCUGACUAAUACCACUGUUGAUAGAAUACUCUUAAUAUUUACUUGGGAAAAUUUAUGUAAACAUACUGUGCUGGUUACAUCUAUCGUUAAAAGGAAAAUAAAAAGGCAAAUGAAUAAAACAUCUGCAUCAAAAAAAAGAAGAGCGCAAAGAAAAAUGAAUCGAAAGAAUGCGGAGACAACCAAAAAGUGUUACAGAAACAGGGUCAACAUAAAUGAUAAUGUUAAUUUGACGAAAACUGAUUACACGAUAGUGGAACCAAAUAAGGAGGGUGGUAAAGUUCCAGCCCAACACGAUGCCAAUGCGAUGAACAAUGCUAAUAAUUCAUUCGAAGAAAUUCAAUCCGCUGUAAGAAGCAUCGCGAAACCUUGCUAUUGCUGGGAAAAAGAUAAUUCGCAAAAAGUUGAAUCACUGAAAAAGCCUUGGUGUUCUAAUGCGAUAUGUCGUUGUAGAGAUUUAUUAGUAAAUGAUUCACUAAGAAGAUACGAUAAAGAGAAGACAGAGUUAUCCAAUGGUGAGUCUCCUAAUGACACCCCUAGCUUAUCCACAUACAUACAACAUACUUCAUCGUUGAGGAAGACUGAAUAUUCAUCAAAUUUUAGAAAGUUCGAAACUGAUACCGUAACGGAAACAGGUGCAUCAAGUACAAAAAACAAUCUUGCAUAUUUCAUUGAUAUUAGUGAAGAUAAACUGACAACAGAUGAAUAUUACGAUAAUUGCGUUAACGUGACUAAACAUUUGGAUAGUAUUGCAAUAGAUAAUUCGAAAAACAUAGAUGUUCUUUCAGAUAUUAAUCGCAAAACGUUACUGUCGGAUUUAAUGGAAAUGUCUGGCAUAAGAAAUGAUGACAUUGAAACCAGCAAAGGCCAACAUACAGCAGAUGAAAAUCAACCCAAUGUUGCAAUUGAUAAAUCAAAAAAUAUAGCUCUACCAAAUAUAAAUCGAAAGAUGUUACUGUCGAAUUUAGUGGAAAUAUCCGGUAUAACUGAAGGUAAUUCAAAUACCAGCAAUUUAUCACAGUUAGAAACGCCAUUCCAAGAGUGGGCAAUUGAAGUUCAUGGUACUAACAUGGUAACUACGUACUUGGGCGAAUAUCAACCGUCGUCCCAUAAUAAAAUAGAUGAUUUUCAAAUAACUUUAGGUCAUACAGUAUUUGAAAUAUUAGCUAGUCGACCUAAUCUUCACAUAAUUACCUCAUUCGAUGAAUUCAAAUGUGCAUCACAAAAAAAAGCUACUUUCUUCAAAUUGGAUGUUAUGAGUGGCGAAAUGGUGAGUUUUAAUAUGUAUUCACAAAAGAAACAGAAAUUUUUAUUACGAAAAGCAGAAGCAUCAGUCGGCGUCAAAGAAUGUAUAGAUUUAACUGACGAUGUAGAAGAUACCCAAGUAAGUAGCUCAAGCCGGGAAGGUCAUUCAAAAAUUUUAAAUAAAAAAACAGAAAAUGUUCAGACAGCAAUGCCGAUAAAAUUAUUCAGGUCGAUACAUCCAUCCAUAGUACGAAAGAGAAAAGGAAAUACUCAAACCUAUGAUACUACAAAUAAUGAUAUAGAAAUAGAUGUGAUAAAUAAUGUAGCACAGCAGCCUCCUUACAAAAUUUAUGACAAUGAACCUCUUGAGAAGAUCGUCAAACAGAGUUACGAUUCAAAAACUGAACCAGAAUAUAAACAUGAACUUGAUAUGCCACAUAUUUAAGAACAGGGUGAUAUUUUUUAGGUUUCUUUAUUUGUUAAAGCAACAAAAAUAUCAAGUGUACAUGGGAAU